UCAAAAUUGGAAUGUCCACAAAAUUUGUUGCAAAUGUCGUUAUCUCGUUUUCAAUUUUUCACAUACGUUGAUAAAUCGGAGUUUUAAAUUAAAGGACUUAUAUUAAUAAUCACUUGUAAAACAGGAUAAGAAGGACUAUGGUGGAGCGUGCUCCACAGACAAAACAGGACGAACAAUAUCCAUUGCUGAAAGUGGACGGAGGAGGCGGCGAUGGCGGGGGGCACACUCCGCCGUCGCCGGCCCUGGCCACACCCGGCUGGGGUGUAGCAUGCUCUCCUAAACAAUCAUGGCUUGUACGAUGGCCAGAAUAUAUUUCGGCCUGCUGGAUGACUUUGAUCUUAUUGGGGAUAUCAUUCUUAGUGUUUUAUGCAUUGGGAAUGGAAGCGUAUCGGAGGCAGCCAGUAUUGAUCAUGAAGUGCAACUCUUCUAAGCCAGCAAGUGAUGUAUACUACCAUCACAUAGUGCAACGAGGAACCUAUCCACCAUUUAUGAUUUACUCUGAGUAUCUCUCAAGCAUGGCGACUCAGUAUCCAUCUCUGCAUUUCCAUGUAAUAUUUUUAAUAGACGAUUCCUUACAAACUGCGUACAGGGGACCAAGGCACACGAGAUUGAUCAAUCACCUGAUUUAUCCUACGGCGACGUUUUAUUCGUCUUAUCAAAGACUCGAUGAUAACAGUAAGCGUGAUCUUACGGAAUUUCAGAGGAAAUAUCAGAAUGUUAACAUAACUGUUAUGUCUCUUACAAAAUACAUGGCUAUGACUCCUUUGAAGUAUAAGUGGAGGAAUAUACCCUUGAGCUUCCUACCGUUUUAUGCUAGGAUUUUCUCAGUAUGGCAAAACGGAGGAGUGGGUAUGGAUUUGAAUGCGUUCAAUAAUAAUUUCAACAGUCGCUUGCAUGUCGAUCGAAGGAUUUCCGCUAUUCUUAAACAGCACAACGACGGCAUUAACGUUGAAGAUUACACUAAUGCUCUGAAUAAAAUCGACCGCGAGGAAGAAAAUGAGUUAUUCACUGUGUUAUACGACAUUAUCCACCAGAUUUUUAAUGGGACAAGAACGUUGUUAUCGAAAUCUUGCCCUUUCCUUCAAAUGACAACCGAAAAAGGUGUGACGGUUAAUGAGCCUUUGAUCCGUUCAAACAGAAAUAAACGAGAGGUGCAGGCGCCAAUAAACGAUACCACUCAUAAAACUGACAUAUCCAAGGUAUAUGUGGAAAUAUUGAACUCAACGAACGACACUGAUUAUAGAAAGAACGAGUACCAAACAUUACCGAAUCUCGACGUUAACACUGAUAAAAUCACGGUGAACACUAAUGAACCCAUCAAAGCAGUAGAAAUAUCUAACUCGACGAAUAUCGAUGUCGUAAAUAAAUUGGAAGGAUCAAACAAGUCUGAAACCUUGAAUAAAUCUGACACUCGGCAACUGGUGAUGUUCUAUGAUUUUUCGGUAUUUUCCGAUGGCUUGGCUCCUUCGUACCUAUUUCAAGUAUCCGAUAAUUAUGGGAAGCCUGUUAAGUACGCGACCCCUACUCAUCUUCUUUCUCUCGACUAUGAAGGUUUGUUUGUGGCGGCUUCGUCCAAACUGCAUCCGUUUUUAUGCCACUUAAUCUCCGCCGGUUGUCAACGUAUGCAGCCUAAAUUUGCCAUUCAAGUGACGCACCUAACGCAAUGUUCGGGCAUGUUCAGGGAAGAUACUUACUGCAACAAUAUUUAUUUACUUUAGUUAUAAUUUCUUGUUUAUGUAAAUGUUUGUUACUUAUUCUUCUAUUUGUUUCUUGUAUUUUCAAAUGUUUCACUCAAUUAGCGUGGAAAAAUGUACUGAAUUUAGACAAUUUUAGUAUUAAAAUGUUCUAUUAUAAAUAAU
This is a messenger RNA of Trichoplusia ni (cabbage looper), 1859 nucleotides long. RefSeq lists its product as uncharacterized. The transcript is spliced from 3 exons. Lineage: Eukaryota; Metazoa; Arthropoda; Insecta; Lepidoptera; Noctuidae. The coding region runs from base 138 to 1718 and encodes 526 amino acids. The record is from RefSeq and is a predicted model, not a curated record.